CGCACGCUCACUGAAGUUUGUAUUAUGCUGCCGUCGCACGAGAAAAUACGAUGAAUCGAAUUUUUUUCACAUGUUCUGUGUGCUUUCAGUGCCGAUCUGAGCCGUCCGUCUGCUGAUAGUGUCGCCUUUGCAUUGGAGAAUUUUUUGUGUUUACAUCUGAAAUGAAGACAUUCUACAUGUCAUAUUAUGACUUGCCGUUUGUCAGGCGACGUCUUCUCAUUCAUUUAGUGCCUCAGCUAUGGCCGAUAUCAUUAUAAAAUUACGAAUCGAUUAUAAUUUGCUACAAAUCCGACGUAGUGCACGGGAGAUAUGGAAGAUAGGACCAGCAUUACGCGAUCCAGGAGCUCUUAUUUAGAUGCAGAGUCGCCUGGAAAUUCAACCAAUGAUUACGAAGAAUUCGAAAUGCAAAAUUCAGUCAAUUCUGAAACCCUGAGUGUUAACGAUGUUUUAGAUUUACUACAACAACAAUAUGCAAUUAUCUCAGGUGGAAAGUCUAAAGAAGGCUGUCCCAUAAUUACGUUUCCUGAUAACAAUAAUUUUGAAACACUGUCUGAUUUAGAAUACCAACGAUUAAUGUUGUAUUUAACAUCUGUGCCUUCCCUCCAUGAUGCUGAUUUGGGCUUCCAUUUAAUUAUAGAUAGACGGAAUGACAAAUGGAAUUCCGUAAAAACAGUUCUCUUGAAAAUAUCCGUAUAUUUUCCAGGCCUGAUACACGUUGUUUACGUCUUACGGCCGGCUAGUUUUUUACAAAAGGCCUUAUCCGAAGUCAGCAAUAAACUAUUUAAGGACGAAUUCAAAUUCCGCAUGAUCGUUUUGAGCACCACAGACGAACUGCACAAGUACAUCAACAAUCGGCAACUAACCCCGGACCUAGGCGGCACGUUGAACUACAAUCACGAUGAUUGGAUACACCAAAGGACCGAGCUCGAGACGUUCUCCACGGUCACCCAACAGGUCUCCACCGCUUUGGAUAACUUCACCAAAACCAUCGAGGAGACCGAGCUACCCAACGACGUCGAAUCCACGGAAAACCUGCUCGAAAAACACAGCUCAGUCUACACGGAGCUCAAAAAAGACAUCCUCUCGGCCGCCAAACACGGAGAAAACUUGCUAACAACCAUCAAAGAGAAGAACAGCUUCACCCACGACGAGGAGUACUACUCCCUCAACGACACCUGCGGCAACGUGUUCGCCGUGGAGCGUCUGCUGGUGCAGCUGGAGGAAACCGAAAGGACCUUCGACGAAUUCUGGCAGGCGCACUCGGUGAAGCUCAGGCACUGCCUGGAGCUGCGCCGGUUCGAGCAGGACUUCCGCGAGUUGCAGAUCAACUUCGAAUCGAACUUGAAGAUCGUCAGCGAGAUGACGGAAGCCGGCGACGCCGUCGAGAAAGUGGAGAGCUUGAUGAAGCAAGUCAAGGCUUUCGAGAAGCUUUGCAGCUCGGACAUCGACAGGGCGGAGGAGGUCAUUUCCACCGGGCAACGCCUCGUCACCGUCAGCUCUUUUCCUAUAGAAAGCGUAGAGCCUAAAUGUACAGAGCUAAUUAGAGUUAGAAAUUUGUUAUUAGAGCGGUUGUCGAAGCGAAUGGAGCUGCUGGAUUUGACUAAAAUUUUAUUGGAGCGAAUCGACAAUGCGAAUAAGUGGUGCGCGAAUGGUUUAGAAUUAUUAUCGGUGCAGAAAAUCGAGCAAUGCUCGACCUCGACGGAAUUGGCGGAGAGAUAUUUGAAAGAAAUCAAGGAAUUCAUAGCGUCUUCCCAAGAAUUUACCUCAAACGGCCCUAAGGAUUUUAGGGAUAUAUUCCAGGAAACCAGCACACUAGAAACGAAAGCACUAAUUUCCCAAGUAAAGCUCCCGAAUUCCGGCCGGGCGAUAUUUCAAAUAUUUCACUUUCAGGUCGUGCAGAGGAUCGAAGAUGUCACCGUGAUGUGCAAUAAGCGCGUCGCGACGUUGAACAAACUCGCCGUUAAGCCACAGAGGCCCGUGCAAACGGUCCUUCCGGAGCCGGUGGUUCCCCGUCAACCGGGAGCUCCGGCUCCCCAUCACAAUCGGGCCGUGUUGAAGAAGGCCUUCACUAUACCCAAAAUGAGUAAUCCAGAAAAUGAAAUAGAAAGUAAUUUUGUUCAAAACAAUGACAACCAGUCGCCACCAGAUAAUGAUGAAAUUAGCAACAUUAAAACCAAACACGUUUUGAAUGAACUCUUCGAAACCGAAAAAAUAUACGUCAAUGAAUUAUUUACCAUAUUAAAGGGCUACAAAGAUGCGGCGCAACACGAAGAUCUACGGCAUCUUCUACCGGCAGACGCUGAGGAAAGAUUUAAAAUUAUUUUUGGCAAUUUAAAAGAAAUAUUUAAUUUUCAUUCCGACGUGUUCCUGAAAGACUUAGAAAAUUGCAUUUCUUCUAGGGAAUUAGUAGCAUUAUGUUUUCUUCAAAGAAGAGAUAUGUUCUCUCAUCUAUAUAGCUUUUACUGUUUAAAUAUAGCGAAGUCGGAGCAGAUAAGAGAAACUUCAACGGACCUUCAACCGUUCUUUCAAGCUUGCCAACAGCAAUUAGGCCACAAGCUACCCUUAGCUGCUUAUCUACUCAAACCGGUGCAGCGUAUUACCAAAUACCAACUACUCCUCAAAGAUUUACUCAGAUAUUCCAACGAGGACGAUUGCAGUGCGGAGCUGAAGCAAGCCUUAGAUUGCAUGCUGGUCGUGCUGAAGGGCGUCAACGACAGCAUGCACCAGAUAUCGAUCACCGGGUUUCCUUUGGACCUGUCGCAGCAGGGCGAGCUCCUGCUGCAGGGCUCGUUUUCCGUUUGGAUCGAAAACAAGCGCGACCUGAGGUUGAGGCUGAAGCCGAUGCAGAGGCACCUGUUCCUCUACCAGAAGGCGCUGCUCUUCUGCAAACCUAUAUCGAAGUCGAUGCACAACAAGGCCACUUACCAAUUCAAACACUAUCUGCAAAUGUCGCAGAUCGGCCUGACCGAGUCCGUUAGGGGAGAUCCGAAAAAGUUCGAGGUGUGGCUGCAAGGCCGCCAGGAAGUGUACACAAUACACGCCAGUAACCUGGAAAUCAAACAAACUUGGGUCAAUGAGAUUAAAAAGGUGCUGUUUAACCAAUUGGAGGAGAUCAAAGGGGAGAAAAUCAGACAGUACGCAGCUCUAUCUCAUAAACCUCUUAGGCAGACAACGUCGUGGGAGAAGCAGAAAAAUACAGUGCCUGUUGUACCUAUAAUUACACACCAUAGGGCAAUGAGCUGUGAUUCUGAUAAUUCCUCCCAUGGCAAUGAAGAAAUAUCCAACGAUAUUGAAACCGGCAAUUGGUCUUCAGACUGUAGUAAUAGUGAUGAUGAAGAUCAUAAUUCUCCGAACGGAAGAUACAUAGCACUUGCAGAUUACUGCGCCGUUGGUAACAGCGAGGUAAAUAUGAAAGAAGGGGAUGUUGUUGAACUGCUAAAAGUUGGCUGUGCUGGUUGGUGGUUUGUUAGAAUGAUUGGGACAAAUACUGAAGGUUGGGCUCCGGCUGCUUAUUUGGAAGGCCAGCAUUUCAAAAAUUCCCGUAGUAGUAGCAGUAGGAGUCACGACAAAUUGAAUCUUUAGUAUCCGAUGGGGACCCGUCGGGAGUUUUCGAUGGAAUGUGUUGUGUACAUUCGACAGACGUAGUCAAAACACCUCCUUGUUUGAUUCGUAUAGUCAGAUGGAUUUAUUUGCGAUAUAAACAUUUGAGUAUUCACAUAUUUUUAGAAUACUUGUUUCAUUGAUGAUCGUUAGUUAAUCAUUAUAAAUUAAAAUUGUCGCUGUGUUUGAAAGGCUUGAGAACAAUAUUAUCGUUUGACUAUUAUCAAACAGUAUUUUUAACAUGGAAAUUAGCGUUGUAACGAAGAUUUUGGUGAUAUAGGUAGUUGUAAAGAGACUUUUGUAUUAUAUUUAUUUCAUGAUAGCUGUACAUAGUUUUAUAAAAUGAUUGUAUCAACAAUAAUUUUAAGUGUAUUUCCGCGGUUUAAUGAAUGAAACACGUAUUUCCAAAUUAUUCUUAUCUGAGUAACAUAUCUUGAUUUUCUAAUUUUAUAGAAAAUGAGUUGACCAAAGUUUACUUAAAAAAUUGUUUGAUUUUCAUUGUGCAAUUUUAUUUAGGUGCGGGUGCUAAAAGAAACCUCCCCCGAGAAGCUUUUGUGAGUACAAAUAUUUUCCUAAGAUGUCUGUUGCAAAAAAAAUAUACAUUCCUAUUGGAUUUCCAGUGGGUUUGUUAAAUAUUUUUUGCAAAAAAAUAUUUUGUUAAAGCACUAUUUAUUUUUUAGAUUUUAUUCGACUGGUUAUGUAUUUAUUUCAAUUGUAUUUGUUAUUCGAUUCUAGUAAUUUAUUAUAUUUUUUUUUCGUUUUUAUAUAAAUAUGAACAAAACAUACAAUCGCAAAUCAAUCUGAUAUUUAUUAUAUCCUCGAAAAGUAUAUUUACAAAUUACCUAUUGUAUAGUUUAAAUUGUUCAAAAAUAAACAAUAUUUCUAUUUUGUG
Molecule: messenger RNA, 4492 nt
Organism: Phyllotreta striolata
Lineage: Eukaryota; Metazoa; Arthropoda; Insecta; Coleoptera; Chrysomelidae
Source: the annotation of a GenBank genome assembly